AUGCUGUCGCUGGAAAGCUGGCUCAGGCGCAUCAAGAGCUGCGUUAGGAGCCGUCAGGGUAACGGUAGGUGUGCCGCGCGCAGGAUGGAAGGUGUGCUGCUCUUGCCUACGACCCGCUCACGCAUUGAGUACUCACCCGUCACCGGUCAUGUUGCGAUCAUAACCUCAAGGUGGCAGUGUCAGAGCGACUCGCUCGCGGGCCGCGAUGUACUGAUCUUCUUGUUGACAAACCGAUCAUCUCACGAGAGACGCGUGAUCCCCAUGCUGCGACACAUGGCAGACUCAGAGGCGGGCCAGGGUCAUUGA
Messenger RNA from Mixia osmundae IAM 14324, 306 nucleotides. RefSeq lists its product as uncharacterized. Bases 1 to 306 code for a protein of 101 amino acids. The transcript is spliced from 2 exons. Lineage: Eukaryota; Fungi; Basidiomycota; Mixiomycetes; Mixiales; Mixiaceae. The record is from RefSeq and is a predicted model, not a curated record.